Molecule: messenger RNA, 1254 nt
Organism: Venustampulla echinocandica
Lineage: Eukaryota; Fungi; Ascomycota; Leotiomycetes; Helotiales; Pleuroascaceae
Product: p-loop containing nucleoside triphosphate hydrolase
Exons: 4
Coding region: 1-1254 (417 amino acids)
Cellular component (GO): cytoplasm
Molecular function (GO): GTP binding; ATP hydrolysis activity
Source: RefSeq, a predicted model, not a curated record
AUGCCACGAGAGCCUCUAAUAGGUCUAGUUGGCAAGCCCUCAUCGGGAAAGAGCACCACAUUAAAUAGUUUGACUGAUGCGACUUCCAAAGUCGGCAACUUUCCGUUUACGACAAUAGACCCCCAGCGUGCCAUUGGAUACCUGCAAAUCGACUGCGCCUGCAAACGGUACGAUCUCACCGAACGAUGCAAACCAAACUACGGGUCCUGUAUUGAUGGACGGCGAUCCGUGCCCAUCGAGCUCCUAGACGUCGCCGGACUCGUCCCAGGAGCACACGAAGGAAAGGGACUUGGGAACAAAUUCCUGGACGAUCUGCGACAUGCAGAUGCGCUUGUACAUGUUGUCGAUGUAAGCGGGACGACGGACGCCGAAGGCAAAGCAACCCGAGGAUACGAUCCUUCACAAGACAUAGUAUGGCUACGUUCCGAAAUCGUGCAAUGGAUUCUCGGGAAUCUGAUGCAGAAAUGGGGGUCGGUAAAGAGGAGACAUAUAGCAGUCAAAGCUACGGCCGUUGAGACGUUACAGGGCCAGUUUUCUGGAUACGGAUCCACGGCUUCCGUGAUCGCCAGGACGUUAGACAAAAUGGGCCUGAAGGAACCGUUGGAGCAUUGGUCUAAUGAGACGGUUGAUAAAGUGGUCAACGCGUUUACGGACGAGAAAUUCCCUACAGUCAUUGCGCUAAAUAAAAUCGACCAUGCGGACGCAGAUAAGAACAUCAGCAAAAUCGCAAAGAUGUACGAUUCCCAACAAAUCGUGCUUUGCUCUGCGAUAUCGGAAGUCUUCCUACGAAAGCUGGCAAAACAAGGCUUUGUACGCUACACCGAAGGUAGCGAGUUUGUCGACACACGGGAGGAUCUUAUCGCAGAUGGAGAUCCCGAUGGUGGCGGGCUAAAGGAGAUGGACGAGAAGCUGAAAACGCGGAUUGAGAAUCUUAAGGAUAUGGUGCUGUAUCGUUUCGGGUCUACGGGGGUUGUUCAGGUUCUCACUAGAGCCGCAGAAUUACUUGGCCUCGUCCCGGUUUUCCCCGUUAGGAAUGUAUCGACUUUCUCCUCGGGGGCUUCUGGGUCUAAUGCAGUGUUUCGAGACUGCGUGUUGGUCAAAAAGGGGACUACUGUUGUGGAGGCCGCGAGGAAGGUCAUGGGAGAUGCGCCUUUGGCUUAUGUGGAGGGUGCGGGGGGUGUUAGAGUUGCAGAGGAUGAUCUCGUCGGGGUUGGGAAGAACGAUAUUCUCUCAUUUAAGGUUGGUCGAGCAUGA